GAGCGCUGUGUGCUAAACACGGUGCUCGGCUGCGUCCGUCAGCGCGGAUCUGGCUCCUUCGGGAAUUAUAUGUUUUUACACAUUUAGUCGUUCUAGAAGAGGUUAUUUCUCUCCAACUUCAGCUACAGUGAUAGCUAAGUUUGGAGAGGAGAAAAGGGACAUAUUCGUGUUUUUGCGCAGGAAAUAUUUGCAGCGACGAUUUACUUUUCCUGUCGAACCUGAACAAUACAAAGGAAUUAAAAUCCUGACAACUAAAGCCGAACAAAUACAAUCGAUAUUCAACUCAAAAUGGACAGAGCUGCGUCUAAAAAACCUUGCUGUGAAAGAUUUUGCGAAUUCUUCAAGUCUGCGAAAUUCCUCAUUUACCUCGGACAUGCCUUGUCAACAUGGGGGGAUCGGAUGUGGAAUUUUGCUGUGGCUGUGUUUUUGGUGGAGCUGUAUGGCAAUAGUUUACUCCUGACAGCUGUGUAUGGACUGGUGGUUGCGGGGUCUGUCCUCUUGCUGGGAGCUAUUAUUGGUGACUGGGUGGACAAAAACCCCAGACUGAAAGUGGCACAGACAUCUUUGGUUGUCCAGAACAGUGCUGUCAUUCUCUGUGGUGUCCUUCUGAUGGUCGUUUUCCAGUUUAAAGAACAGCUUACUACCUUGUACAGCGGAUGGUUGCUUACAUCAUGCUACAUUUUGGUCAUCACCAUUGCUAACAUCGCUAACCUGGCCAGCACAGCUAUGUCCAUCACCAUCCAGAGGGACUGGGUUGUGGUUGUGGCUGGAGAUGAUCGGAGCAAAUUGGCAGAUAUGAAUGCAACUGUAAGAAUAAUCGACCAGCUAACCAACAUUCUGGCUCCAAUGCUUGUGGGCCAGAUCAUGGCAUUCGGCUCCCAUUUCAUCGGCUGUGGUUUUAUCUCGGGUUGGAAUGUGUUCUCCAUGUUCUUGGAGUACUUCCUGCUUCGGAAAGUUUAUCAGAAGACUCCAGCACUUGCCUUCAAGGCAGGACAGAAGGACAAUGAUGACCAAGAGUUGAAGCAUCUCAACGUACAAAAAGAGAUUGGAAUUAAUGAAAGUCCAGUUGAAGGCUCCCAGCUGAUGAAUGAAACUGCUGAGGUGAAGAAGACUACCAGCUGCUGCUACCAAAUGACGGAACCCAUCCGCACCUUUAAGGAUGGCUGGGUGGCCUACUACAACCAGUCCAUCUUUUUUGCUGGCAUGUCUCUGUCUUUCCUCUACAUGACCGUUCUGGGCUUCGACUGCAUCACCACAGGCUAUGCGUACACUCAGGGCCUGAACGGCUCCGUGCUCAGUCUCCUCAUGGGAGCUUCAGCUAUAUCUGGAAUCUGUGGAACGGUGGCCUUCACCUGGAUCAGAAAGAAGUGUGGCCUGAUCAGAACCGGCUUCAUCGCUGGAGUCGCCCAACUUUCUUGCCUCGUGCUCUGUGUAGCAUCUGUCUUUGCUCCUGGCAGCCCUUUCGAUCUCAGCGUCUCACCUUUCGACGAGGUCUUAAAGCAUCUGUUUGGAGACAGCAACUCGCUGCGUGAGAGUCCUACUCUUCUUCCUACAAUUGAACCACAGAUUAACACCACUGUUUUUGAGGAAGCCCCACAAAUAGAGUCCUACAUGUCCGUCAGUCUUCUUUUCACCGGUGUCAUUGCUGCUAGAAUUGGUCUUUGGUCCUUUGAUUUGACCGUGACCCAAUUGAUCCAAGAGAAUGUGAUUGAAUCCGAGAGAGGCGUCAUCAACGGCGUCCAGAACUCCAUGAACUAUCUUCUUGAUCUUCUACACUUCAUCAUGGUCAUCCUUGCACCAAAUCCAGAGGCCUUUGGGCUUCUCGUGAUCAUCUCGGUUUCCUUCGUUGCGAUGGGACAUAUGAUGUAUUUCAGGUUUGCCUAUAAAAGCCUCCGGAGUCGACUCUUCCUGUUCUGUUCACCCGAGCAGAAGCCAGAUCCCAAUAUUGCCUCACUUCCCAACUCUGUAUAACUUUUAAAGAGACUGUAAGCCAAUUUGAUAGAGUAUGCCAUACUGCUAGAGUAUGGCAUGCUGUGUUCUUCGAGAACGUCGCCAGGAACAUGUUCCAUCUUUUUACCAACAUGCUUGCUUUAGCUUCCUGCAAUGCUUAUGCAUUGAGUAUAUAGUCUUCGCCAUUAGCCAAAAUAACAAAGGCGAGAAGGAGCUCUCCUUAGCAUAGCUUAGAAUUACUUAUGUCAAAAAAGCAUACACUACUUCCCUGAAUCACACGGUUUGUUCAAGGUGCUGUAAAAUUGCCUGAGAACUAAUCAUAGGGGGAAACAUACGAACAGGAACUAUGGUUCUUUGGGGUUAUACGUGCUUUAAUUACUUUUGUAAAAGCUCCAAAGCAAUAAUGGGCAUAUUUAUUCUACUUUUACGUAUUUUAUUAGUUUUCCGACUUUAUGGUCGUAGUUAACCUUCAGACUAGGUAUAUAAGUUUUACAAUGUGCUCUACUUAAGAUAGUGUAGUUUUGUAAUGCUUGUCCCUCAAUGCUUUUUGCAAGCCAUGGUUAAAGUCUCUUUAAUAGUUAUUUGGAGUGUGCUAGUUAUUCAUUCAGGAAUACUUAUAUAAUGCUUACAUAUUUAUAUACACGUAGUCAGUAUUCUGUAUCUCCGCUUCGGUGGUGCUAGAUUGUUAUUAUAACUCUUCUGGAAAGCUAUGCAGACAUAUACGGUUUGUAACGUAACCAAAGUGGAUUUUUUUUUUCACCAUGUGGAAGUGAGGGAAUUGCAGAUGUUUGUAAACAUUCAGAAUAUUAUUGGUGUGAGAUUUAGGCCCUAAAACACUUUCCACAUUGCAACUAGUUUUAAGCACUGGAUUUGUUUUUAUCCUGUUUGAUUUGAAAGUGAUUUAACGCAUGAUUCUUUUUGCAAAGAUUGUUACACAAGCACUUUACGUGAUUUUACUUUUCCCAUUACAAAAUAAGAGCAACGAGACACUUCAGGUAUUAAGACAUUUGCACAAAAUAGUAGCAGUCCUGCAUUAAAACAGGAUUUUCUUUUUACAAGAUUUCACAUCUGCUUCAAAACCGCAACAAAAUUGGGAUUUUAGAACUAGCUCGUAACUCAAACAACCUCAUGAUUUUUACUGCUCUGUAAAUGGCAACACACCUCAGUUUUCCCUUUAUUCAAAUCAUAUGCUAAUCUAGAUUGUACAAAGUAAACAUUAAAGACCUGCCUAUGAGCCACAAUCGUUCAGGUACUAACAUCCAUUUGACAACCACAGCUGGCUCAACAUAUAUAUGCAAAGUUAUUUUGUAAUAGUUGUGUAAUAUUGAUGUUGGACACCAGCGGGAAACCACCAUAUGCACCGAACAGAAGGGAUUAUUGAGUCCAGUGUGGAUGGCUGGUCUAAAGUGCAGCUGGUCACAAAAACAGGUGCCAAGUCACUGAUGGUUUACUUUACUUAUGCAAGCAUUUUUAACUUGUAAGGGUUUUUUCAUGAGGCCCUCAUGAACAUACUUUCAGUUUUUAAACACUUAAUUGCUUCAGUGCAUACUGUCUUUCUAUGAAUGCGAAGCCUUAUUUCCAACUGCAAAAAAAAAAUUAUAUUCUCAUGUUGGCUAGUUUUAUUUGAAUUCAGUUUUGUACUCCUAUGUAACACCACAGAAGAUUUUGCCUUGGACACAUUUAGAAAAUGAAACACUUGCAAAAAAAAAUUGUGCCUAAAACCCAGUUGAUAAUGUAAGAAAUUAUUUUAUGGGAGCAUACUCCUGUUGUGUGGUGCACACAACACUACCGGGGGAAUAAUUCAAACUUGUACCAUAUCUUACUUCAAACAAAAUAAACAGAUUUGUAUCCAAA
Messenger RNA from Carassius gibelio (silver crucian carp), 3804 nucleotides. It is a transcript of the gene slc40a1, whose product is annotated as solute carrier family 40 member 1. The record is from RefSeq and is a predicted model, not a curated record. The transcript is spliced from 8 exons. Gene Ontology annotation, biological process: iron ion transmembrane transport. Gene Ontology annotation, cellular component: basolateral plasma membrane. Lineage: Eukaryota; Metazoa; Chordata; Actinopteri; Cypriniformes; Cyprinidae. Bases 289 to 1971 code for a protein of 560 amino acids. Gene Ontology annotation, molecular function: iron ion transmembrane transporter activity; peptide hormone binding.